This is a messenger RNA of Sciurus carolinensis (gray squirrel), 3848 nucleotides long. RefSeq names its product leucine rich repeats and transmembrane domains 2 (gene Lrtm2). The transcript is spliced from 5 exons. Gene Ontology annotation, cellular component: plasma membrane. The record is from RefSeq and is a predicted model, not a curated record. Gene Ontology annotation, molecular function: protein binding. NCBI's taxonomy places the organism in Eukaryota, Metazoa, Chordata, Mammalia, Rodentia, Sciuridae. Bases 674 to 1786 code for a protein of 370 amino acids.
GCUGUCACUCCAUUGCUCUGGCUCUCUGCUCUGCGCACACGCGCGCGCUCUCCUCCCUUUCCCUUCUCUUCCCUCUCUCUUAUCAGUCUCCCUCAGUCCCUCCCUCUUUCCUUCUCAGUUUGUUAUUGACCCAGCAGCCCCAUCCCCUUUCAACGCAGUGCCGCCGGCACUCCGCCGCCGGUACUGGGUGCUGCGUGCCUGCUCCCUGCUCCCGAUGAACCGGGGACUCCGGGACUCUGCAUCCGGAGCCCACCGGGCUCGCUUGGCGCUCAUGUCUGGAUUUUAGAGCUGCCUGAUCUAAGGGGCUUAGGGUCCCAACGAGGAAAGAAGAGCAAGCUGCUGUCUGCACACCUGGCCUGUUCCCAGCCCUCUGUGAUCUCACCAUCUCCUCCAUGGCCCUGUCUCUCCUGCGCCAGCAGCUGUUGCAGCAUGAACCCCUGAGCUGAUGAGUCUUAUUAUAGACUGGCUGGCGGAAGAGGGAGCACUGCAAUUCACCUCCAAGGCGACUGUGGAGGCGGAAGCAGGGGCCCACCCAACAGCUCACACCUGACCUGCCAGCAGACACUGAAAGGGUCUGGCCUCUGUCUCCUGGGCCAUGGACUGACAGGCAGAGCACCCUGAGGGGCUCCUCUCUCCCCAGAGCUGCCGGGCCUAGAGAGCCGUGGGGUUCACCAUGCUGGCACCGGGUAGUGGCCCUGAGCAGAGGACCAGGCUUGCCCUGCAGUGGAGGCAGGUCUCCUGGAUCACCUGCUGGAUCGCCCUAUAUGCUGUGGAGGCCCUCCCCACCUGCCCUUUCUCCUGUAAGUGUGACAGUCGCAGCCUGGAGGUGGAUUGCAGCGGCCUGGGUCUCACUGCUGUGCCUCCGGAUGUGCCCGCUGCCACCCGAACCCUCCUGCUCCUGAACAAUAAGCUGAGUGCCCUGCCAAGCUGGGCUUUUGCCAACCUGUCCAGCCUGCAGCGGUUGGACCUGUCCAACAACUUCCUGGACCAGUUGCCCCGCUCCAUUUUUGAAGACCUGACGAAUCUGACGGAGCUGCAGCUACGCAAUAACAGCAUCAGGACCCUGGACAGGGACCUGCUGCAGCACUGCCCGCUGCUCCGCCACCUGGACCUGUCCAUCAACGGCCUGGCCCAGCUGCCCCCUGGGCUUUUCGAUGGACUCCCGGCUCUGCGCUCUCUGUCUCUCCGCUCUAACCGCCUGCAGAACCUGGACCGACUGACGUUUGAGCCCCUGGCAAGCCUUCAACUGCUGCAGGUUGGGGACAACCCCUGGGAGUGCGACUGUAACCUUCGAGAAUUCAAACACUGGAUGGAAUGGUUCUCCUACCGAGGGGGGCGCCUGGACCAGCUGGCCUGCACACUACCCAAAGAGCUGAGGGGGAAGGACAUGCGCAUGGUCCCCAUGGAGAUGUUCAACUACUGCUCCCAACUGGAGGACGAGAACAGCUCAGCCGGGCUGGAUGUUCCUGGGCCACCCUGCACUAAGGCCAGCCCAGAACCCGCUAAGCCCAAGCCUGGGGCUGAGCCUGAGCCAGAGCCCAGCACAGCCUGCCCCCAGAAGCAGAGGUACCGACCAGUGAGCGUGCGGCGAGCCAUCGGCACAGUGAUCAUUGCAGGCGUCGUCUGCGGCAUUGUCUGCAUCAUGAUGGUGGUGGCGGCUGCCUAUGGCUGCAUCUAUGCCUCCCUCAUGGCCAAGUACCACCGGGAGCUCAAGAAGCGCCAGCCCCUGAUGGGGGACCCUGAGGGCGAGCACGAAGACCAGAAGCAGAUCUCUUCUGUGGCCUGAGAGCCCACCCCACCUAGCCCAGGUAGGAAGGGCAGGAGAGCUCAUCAGAGAUGGCUCUGGAAAGGGCUGGCUCUUCCCCCCAUCAUGGUCCCUGCCUUAGCCUGACACUGGCCACUGCUUCCCCAAUGACGUUCUCCUCCCCAGCCCUCCAGCAGUGUAGCCAUAGUGUCACCAUCUCCAUGGACUUCCAGGUCUCCCUGGAAGCUGACAUUGUGCUGAAGGCUCCUGCGUGUGCUCCUCUUAGGGUCACCACAUCUUUGGAACACCUGGGGGUUCUCCCUAAGCUUCUGACCACUGGAAAAAAGAACAUAUGUGCAAGAGGAGCCUUCUGGACUGAGCCCGCCCAUCACCCCUCCUGCCCUGGGGGUGGUCACAGCUGGGUGACUCUCCCUAUCUCUUGCUCAUUCCCACCUUAACUGCAUUUAGGGGGCAGGGAGGGAGUGAUAUGGGAGCCAGGGAUAGAUUUCUGUGAGUCUUUUCUAAGCCAGAAAGGUAUUGUUAGCCCCUCUGUAGUGUGAAAGCUGAGUCCUGCUUUCAGUGGCUGGUACUAAUGUGCAAAGGCACCAACCCUGUGAUCUGGACACAGCACUUAGAAACACAACGCUGUGAUUACAGCAUCCUGUCCUGGCACAUGCCAGUAUGUCCCUGUAUCUGCUAUGGACCACUCUGACCACACUGUUCCAGGAUUCACUGAAAUUCCCUCACACACACUCACAGCAUCACCAGCAUAGUCUCAUGUAUUAAAAUCACACACACACACACACUCACACACACACAGAGGUCACAUGGAGACAGAGGCCAUACCAACUUGAGUGGCAGACAGGCUCUCCCCCUCAGGUCUCUAGCUAGCCCUGACCACAGAGCUGCUCACUGACCGCAGUCUUCUCAAGUCGAUGGGGCUCGGGGAGGAACACAAACCAAUGACACAGGAUUCUUUUGAGAUCCCCUAAAAUGGGCCAAAGUGGUGCUGCUGGAUGAGCCUGCCGUCACCAUGGUAACCUGCUCACACCUCUCCUACUGGGUUUUCCAGGGACAAGGCCGGAAGGCCUGGAAGCUGCUGCAUGUGUGGACAGCAGCCUCCUGAGAGCCCAGCCACACGCUGAGUGUUCCCUCAUGAACUGUGAGUGCAUCCUCACUGCCAGGCCAGCGGGGACACCCAUCAGUUCCAUGCCUGCAACCUCAGCACUGCUGUUCCUCACCCUCCACCCCCUCCAUCUCCAGCAUAUUUCACCUGUGACCUUGGGGCUGGGACUGGGCUGUGCUCUAGGAGUGGCGGCCCCCCGAAGGGAAAGCAGGUGGCGGGCAGACGGCACACUGGCCCUCGCAGAGGCUCAGUGACUGCCAACAUAUCCUUAUAAGACUUCAGGGACAGGACAAGGGACAGGCAGUCACAUUCUAUUCAGAUUCCUCAGGGCUGGGACUUCCUAUCCCAGGGGUAUGUCUACUCAGUCUGAUUCCCUAGCGCUUCUAAUUGCACUAGACUAGGGUCCAAAGUAGGGAGUGUGCCAGGGGUCCUGUCUGGGACAGACGCACCUGCCUCCGGGGCUGUGCGAGUUUUCAGGGUCACUGUUCCCUGUUGUAGCCUGCCCUGUCCUUGGAAGUCUGGUGUGUGGUGAGUACCUAGGUCUCCCUCUGCUGGAAUCUGGGUUCCUCAUGCUCAGAGAGGACCAGGAAAUGCCACGCUGGCUUCUGACUCUGUGGUCAGAGCCUUGGGACUAGCACAGAAAGAGGCCAACCUGGAAGGAAGGGUCCAUGGAGGGGAUCAGGGCAGGACAGGGCAGGCCCAGCUUGCCUCCCACUCCUCCUUACUCCAAGAGUGUGGGGGGUGGAGGGCGUGGAGAGCCUUCAAGAAGGUCAUUCUCCAGCAGGUGGACAGAGGACACCCCAGCACAAGGCGUGGGCUACUUAUCAGAUUACAUGCCUGCCCCAGGCUGGGGGCACAGUCUUCCUUCCUCUUUUGGCUUGUGGACUGAAAUCAGAGCUGGGGAUUUUCUAAAGGGAGUCGGGGGAGGGGAGGGCCUUGUCAGUGGUGGUAUCUUUAGCCUGAGACAGAAGAUUUUUA